GCGGCGAGCAGAGGAUCCCGGGGAGUUAGCGAGGUCGCACGCAGUUGGCCUAACGCUCGUCUUGGUGUCUGCAGCACUCUCCGCUUCCUUCCUGCGCCACGAGAACCGGCGGCUAGAAACUCACCAUGUCUAUUCUCAAGAUUCACGCCAGAGAGAUCUUCGACUCCCGUGGAAAUCCCACUGUUGAGGUUGAUCUUUAUACUGCAAAAGGUCUCUUCAGAGCUGCCGUACCCAGUGGAGCCUCAACUGGUAUUUAUGAAGCCCUGGAGCUCCGAGACAAUGAUAAGACCCGGUAUAUGGGGAAAGGUGUCUCAAAGGCUGUUGAGCACAUCAAUAAAACUAUUGCGCCUGCCCUGGUUAGCAAGAAACUGAACGUUGUGGAACAGGAGAAGAUUGACAAACUGAUGAUAGAGAUGGAUGGGACUGAGAAUAAAUCAAAAUUUGGCGCAAAUGCCAUUCUGGGCGUGUCCCUUGCGGUCUGCAAGGCUGGAGCUGUUGAGAAGGGGAUCCCCCUGUACCGUCACAUUGCUGACUUGGCUGGCAAUUCUGAAGUUAUCCUGCCAGUUCCCGCUUUCAAUGUGAUCAAUGGUGGCUCUCACGCCGGCAACAAGCUGGCCAUGCAGGAGUUCAUGAUCCUCCCCGUCGGAGCAGCAAACUUCAGGGAAGCCAUGCGCAUCGGAGCUGAAGUUUACCACAACCUGAAGAACGUCAUCAAGGAGAAGUAUGGCAAAGAUGCCACCAAUGUGGGAGAUGAAGGCGGGUUUGCCCCUAACAUCCUGGAGAACAAAGAAGCCCUGGAGCUCCUUAAGAAUGCGAUUGGGAAAGCUGGUUACACUGACAAGGUGGUGAUUGGCAUGGACGUAGCUGCCUCGGAGUUCUUCCGGUCUGGGAAGUAUGACCUGGACUUUAAGUCUCCCGAUGAUGCCAGCAGGUACAUCUCACCAGACCAGCUGUCAGACCUGUACAAGUCCUUCAUCAAGGACUACCCAGUGGUGUCUAUUGAAGACCCCUUUGACCAGGAUGAUUGGGAAGCAUGGGCAAAGUUCACUGCCAGUUCAGGGAUCCAGGUGGUAGGAGACGAUCUCACAGUGACCAACCCGAAGCGGAUUGCCAAGGCUGUGAGCGAGAAGUCAUGCAACUGCCUCCUGCUCAAAGUGAACCAGAUCGGCUCCGUGACUGAGUCUCUUCAGGCGUGCAAGCUGGCCCAGUCCAGUGGGUGGGGCGUCAUGGUGUCUCAUCGUUCUGGGGAGACUGAGGAUACCUUCAUUGCCGACCUGGUAGUGGGACUCUGCACUGGCCAGAUCAAGACGGGUGCGCCUUGCCGAUCUGAGCGCUUGGCCAAGUACAACCAGCUCCUCAGAAUUGAAGAGGAGCUGGGCAGCAAGGCGAAGUUUGCCGGCCAGAAGUUCAGAAACCCCUUCGCCAACUAAACUCUGGGCAGGCUAGCCCCCAGUCAGCUAGUUAGACCUCUGCUCCUGAUGCACAUGGCAGCUCCAGGCGGCCGACCAGGACUGCGGGGCCUUUGGUAGUUAACUCCCCUCUCCCAAUCCUGGUGAUGUUCUCACUGCUUCAUUAGAGCUGCUGUAGAAGUCAAGCUUGACCAUCUGGAACCCUGUUGGAAACCCUAGCUGUGUAAUCAUGUGAGUGGCCCAGAUCAUUGUUUAUCUCAUCCUGCUUCCCAGCAAGUGUUGGGCCAUGUGUGCUACAGUGUGAUCCAAGGUGUCAACAGGCAACAUCCCCAGUGGUUUUGUGUGCAAAAUAAAGCAUCAGUAACCUGUAAGAAUA
Messenger RNA from Loxodonta africana (African savanna elephant), 1785 nucleotides. It is a transcript of the gene ENO1, whose product is annotated as enolase 1. The record is from RefSeq and is a predicted model, not a curated record. Gene Ontology annotation, molecular function: phosphopyruvate hydratase activity; magnesium ion binding. Gene Ontology annotation, cellular component: phosphopyruvate hydratase complex. The transcript is spliced from 12 exons. Bases 126 to 1430 code for a protein of 434 amino acids. Lineage: Eukaryota; Metazoa; Chordata; Mammalia; Proboscidea; Elephantidae. Gene Ontology annotation, biological process: glycolytic process.